Molecule: messenger RNA, 1458 nt
Organism: Anisakis simplex (herring worm)
Lineage: Eukaryota; Metazoa; Nematoda; Chromadorea; Rhabditida; Anisakidae
Source: the annotation of a GenBank genome assembly
CUGAGAAACAUUUCAUUUGGUCCAUUUGUGAAAUUAACCGCCCAUGUUUACGUUAAGGAUCAGUCGGCACCAUACGAUUCGAAGAAAGACUGUUGGAUUCCAGAUAAAGAUGAGGGCUAUAGAGCAGCGCAGAUCGUGACGACAAAAGGAGAUCAAGUGACCGUUAAUGUGGCUGGAACGGAGAAGACUGUCAAAUCGGAUUUCAUCAGUCAAAUGAACCCACCGAAAUUCGAAAAGACCGAAGACAUGUCGAAUCUAACGUUCCUCAAUGACGCAUCCGUUCUGCACAACCUUCGAGCGCGUUAUGCAGCUAUGCUCAUCUAUACUUAUUCGGGUUUAUUCUGUGUUGUAAUCAAUCCAUACAAACGUCUUCCAAUCUACACGGAUUCAGUGGCGAAUAUGUUUAUGGGUAAACGUAAAAACGAAAUGCCACCUCAUCUGUUCGCAGUAUCUGACGAGGCAUAUCGCAGUAUGCUACAGAAUCAUGAAAACCAAUCAAUGCUCAUCACUGGUGAAUCUGGUGCUGGGAAAACUGAAAACACCAAAAAGGUGAUCUCGUAUUUUGCAUUUGUCGGAGCAAGUCAACAAGCACAGCUCGGCAAUGGUGCUGCGUCAACAGAUACUGACGGUAAAAAAAAGGUAACGCUAGAAGAUCAAAUCGUGCAAACAAAUCCAGUGCUUGAGGCAUUCGGAAAUGCACGAACGGUCAGGAAUAAUAAUUCAUCACGAUUCGGAAAAUUUAUUCGAAUUCAUUUCUCGAAACAAGGACGGGUAGCAUCAUGUGAUAUCGAACAUUAUCUCUUGGAGAAGUCGCGUGUAAUCCGACAAGCGCCAGGCGAGCGAUGCUACCAUAUCUUUUAUCAGAUGACAUCAGACUUCAAACCAGAACUGAAACCAGCUCUUCUAUUGGACAAGCCAUUACGUGAAUAUUGGUUUGUUGCCCAAGCCGAACUUACAGUAGAUGGGAUGAACGACACUGAAGAGUUUAAACUGACUGAUGAGGCAUUCGAUAUUCUACAUUUCACUGAAGAAGAAAAAAUGAAUUGUUACAAGUUGAUGUCUGCACAUAUGCAUAUUGGCAAUAUGAAAUUCAAGCAACGUCCACGAGAGGAACAAGCUGAACCCGACGGCACUGAUGAAGCCGAAAAGCGGAAAUGUACGGCGUUUCGGCAGACGAAUUNCAAAGGCCAGAAUGUGGAGCAAGUGAACUGGGCUGUUGGUGCGAUGGGCAAGGCAAUAUAUGGAAGGGUUUUCAACUGGUUGGUUAAUAAGUGCAAUCAAACGUUGGAUCAGAAGGGUGUUGCAAGAGACUACUUUAUCGGUGUACUGGAUAUCGCAGGAUUCGAGAUCUUCGAUGUGAGUACCGAUAAGGGCAAUGUACAACAACUGAGCAUGACUGACGCUAACAACAGAAUCAUUCAAGGAAAUACAGGAAACUUUUCUACAGAGUACUAUUGA